This is a messenger RNA of Oryza brachyantha (malo sina), 1345 nucleotides long. Its product is annotated as transcription factor HY5-like. Gene Ontology annotation, cellular component: nucleus. NCBI's taxonomy places the organism in Eukaryota, Viridiplantae, Streptophyta, Magnoliopsida, Poales, Poaceae. The transcript is spliced from 4 exons. Gene Ontology annotation, molecular function: DNA-binding transcription factor activity, RNA polymerase II-specific. Bases 39 to 527 code for a protein of 162 amino acids. Gene Ontology annotation, biological process: regulation of photomorphogenesis; response to red light; positive regulation of transcription by RNA polymerase II. The record is from RefSeq and is a predicted model, not a curated record.
AACUGAAGCACACGCAAAAUCUCUUCGUGCCGGCGAGAAUGCAGGAGCAGGCGACGAGCUCGCGGCCGUCUAGCUCCGACAGGUCGUCCAGCUCCGGCGGCCACCACAUGGAGAUCAAGGAAGGAAUGGAGAGCGACGAGGAGAUACGGAGAGUGCCGGAGCUGGGGGUGGAGCCCGGCGGCGCUUCGACGUCGGGCAGGGCGGCCGGCGGCGGGUCGGAGCGCGCGCAGUCGUCCACGGCGCAGGCCAGCGCGCGCCGCCGCGGGCGCAGCCCCGCGGAUAAGGAGCACAAGCGCCUCAAAAGGUUGCUGAGGAACCGGGUAUCAGCACAGCAGGCGAGGGAGAGGAAGAAGGCAUAUUUGAAUGAUCUUGAGGUGAAGGUGAAGGAACUUGAGAAGAAGAACUCGGAGUUGGAAGAGAGAUUCUCCACCCUACAGAAUGAGAACCAGAUGCUCAGACAGAUACUGAAGAACACCACUGUAAGCAGAAGAGGGCCAGGUAGCAGUGCUACUGGGGAAGGUCAAUAGUGGAGAACAUGACAGCAAAAGUAGUAGCACACUUUAUGCUGGAAUAUGCUUCUGGGUUGAAUUGAUCCCAGAACAUUGUGCCUGGAACUUAAUUUGGUUCGAUUAACCCAGCAAAAAUCAAAGAACAAGGGUAAUUAAAUGGGAAAUUUACCAGGCUGUGCAGAUGAUGAUAAUAUACCACACUACCUGAUGUUUAGGACUAUAUACAUAUUUCUACAUAAUCCAAUGAUCAGACCUCUGAAAUGUAACUAUCGAUUGCAUAAUAACAUAUUUUAUGUACAUGACAUUUUUGUGAAGAAUGCACAGCCUGUUCCAUUUCUGAACUUGAUUGCCCUUUGCUUCUGCUUCUGCACAGCUUUGUGAGUUGACUCCCAUGACUUGUCAGUUGUCAGUAAUGUCAAUCUCUGUUCCAUUUCCACCUUCUACUAUGACCAUGAUGUGUACUUUGUUUCAUGGUUAGGGCAGCCCAAAUCUUCAUGGAAUUAUUGCGGUUUUGUUGCGACUAGUGAGGUGGUGAUCGCCGCACGAAGUUUGCUGGGCUUUUCACGCAAUCACCCGUCGGUUUAGGCUUGGAUAAGUCUUGCUAGAACAAGCAGAAUAUGGCCUGUCAACUGUCAGAUUAACCAGAUUCCCUUUGAGAACGUCUGUGCCACUCACUGAUGUAUCAAACGGCCUGUGAACUGAAACUCUGUUUCAUCAACUGCUACAGUAUGAGUUGAUUUAUAUUUCUUCUAUUUAUUUCGCUUGACGUGAAAAAACUUGUAAUAAGCUGAUUUAUUCCUUUGGGUGCGGCAACCGGAGUAUGAAUUUUCCAUUUC